Molecule: messenger RNA, 2391 nt
Organism: Strongylocentrotus purpuratus (purple sea urchin)
Lineage: Eukaryota; Metazoa; Echinodermata; Echinoidea; Camarodonta; Strongylocentrotidae
Exons: 5
Coding region: 1-2391 (796 amino acids)
Cellular component (GO): membrane
Source: RefSeq, a predicted model, not a curated record
AUGAAUGCCGAAUUCUCAGUUGAAAAAAUGCAAUGCUCACUUGGUCAACAGUUCCUGAAACCUGAGCCAACGUCAAGUGUGGCCGUCCCUGAUGACCUUGAGGUGGUGUGGAUCAAGCUCCAGCCAAAAAGACUUCCCCGCUCUGUUUCCACAGUGGUGGUUGCGGCAAUAUAUCAUCCUCCUAAUGCCGCGACUGCUGACACCCUGAUCGACCAUUUGCUGCACUCGAUGGACGCCAUUGCAUCUACACAUCCAGAGACGGGUUUCAUUUUGUUGGGGGACUACAAUGAGUUAGACAUCUCGACGCUAACCGCAAACAGGGGGUUCCGACAAGUUGUCAGUGUACCAACAAGAGGUGACCAGAUUCUGGACAAGAUAGUCACCAAUAUGUCAGUCUACUAUAAUUCCCUAACAACUCUACCCCCAUUGGGCUCAAGCGACCACCUUGCGGUUUCCUGGAUCCCUACCCAAUACUCACCGAAGCCCAAUCGCACAAGAACUCGGAUUGCAAGACCAAUCAAAGACAGUGCUAUUCGCGAAUUUGGACAGAUUCUCCAGAACUAUGAUUGGUCUCCAGUUUAUCAAGCCGAGAACACGAACGACAAGUGCGAUACGUUCUAUUCCACACUUCUGCCAUUGAUUGACGAGUAUUUCCCCUUAGUUGUUGUCAAAUGCCACGACAAUGACAAACCAUGGAUUUCCCCUAAGAUCAAAGCGCUUAUUGGUGCACGUCAGCAGGCUUUCAUAGCAGGUUCGAACAAAUGGAAAGGACUGAGGAACAAAGUAAUUAAACUAAUCAAAGGGGCAAAAUCUGAGUUCUAUGUCGGACGCGUGCGUAAGAUGAAGGAGAGCAAUCCAUCUCAGUGGCACAAGAACAUCAAAUCAAUGGCGGGAAAUAAGCCCAGCCCACCUGCCAUUGAGGUCGAAGGGAUCGACGAGUCAGACCUCGCUGCUAUUGCUAACACGAUCAACAGGUUCUUCGUCAGCAUAGCUGAAGACAUCGAUAGACUCGAUCUGACUGAUCUCCCAACCUAUCUCCCUGCUCUGCCGCUGCCUGAAAUUAAACCUUGGGAUGUCUACUGGGAAUUGCAACAUCUUAACAGACGGAAAGCUCCCGGUCCAGAUAGCAUCCCAGCUCGGAUCAUUUCCGAAUUUGCGUUAGAACUGAGCAGCCCUCUUACGGCCAUUUUCAAUGAAUCUGUCAGAGAAUCGGUGGUGCCACACCGCUGGAAACGUGCAAUUGUGGUACCUAUCCCCAAAGCCUCCAAACCCACCAUAGGAGACUUGAGACCGAUAUCGCUCACAGAUCAUUUCGCAAAGAUCCUGGUGAAAUCCAUCUCAAAGUGGCUGGUGGGUGACAUUGGAUCUGCGAUUGACAAGUCACAGUACGGCAAUAGGAAAGGCUACUCGACUACACACUAUCUGAUAGAUGUACUAAAUACCAUCUAUCGGAAUGCCGAAAAUCCAAAAACGGUCACAACACUGGUAGCUACAGAUUUCAGCAAACCUUUCGACAGGAUAGAUCAUGGACUAGCGGUUAGUAAACUACUCGAAAUGGGGGCAUCCCCGUCUUUGGUGGCAUGGAUUUCCAGCUUCCUUUCCAAUCGAGAACAAUGUGUGCGCUACAUGUCACAGCUCUCUGACUGGAUGGAGAUCUCGGCAGGUGCCCCACAGGGCACUCGACUUGGGCCGCUUAUCUUUCUCUGCAUUAUCAACGACGUGUUCAAGGACAGUGAUGUUCAGUGUUGGAAAUACGUCGACGACCUCUCCCUGCUUGAAUUUCGUCUAAUCGGUGGAACUAAUGACGCUGAAGGUAGAGUAGAGAUUCUACACGAUGGCUCCUGGGGAACUGUCUGCGACGAUUCCUGGGAUCUCAAGGACGCCGAGGUUGUUUGCAGAAUGUUAGGCUUUGAUGGAGCCUUUGACGCUCCACUUGGUGCUCGAUUCGGUAAAGGAUCUGGGAGCAUCUUCCUCGAUGAAGUUCAGUGCCAAGGGACAGAAACUGACGUUAAACGUUGCGAUCAUGACGGCAUUGGUGUGCACAACUGUGCCCAUAAUGAGGAUGCCAGCGAUCUGAAUGCUCCUCCAAAACUCCCAGAACGACGGUUAACAAGGUUGAGUAAAGUUAGUACGAUGAAAGAGCCCUGCCAGAACCAGCGGUUUAGGACGGAUGAGGAGCAGAUUUCUGCACAACAGACCAGAAUAGAUGACAACACCCACGACUAUAUGGACAUGACUCCUAGAAACAAGACAGCUUCAACGAACAAGGAUGCACAAAUUGAUGCUUAUAGCCUCCACGUUGAAAAUAAGGACACGGAUACGUUACCACAAGAUGAUACAGCGACAGUAUCAAGAGCAAUCUGCCAUGAUAAAACAUGUGAGCCAAUGUAG